GUUCUUAUAUUUGGACGGAUCAUAACCGUUGAUUGUUGUUUCUAAUUAAAUUGAUAUUGGGGUAUAAGAUUUUUAGAAAUAAGUCCUACAUUUUGAUCAUUAAGGGUUAGAGUAUAGUAUUGUGUGCGAAAGAUUAGUCAAUUCAAGGUCUGGAUAGUAUUUUCAUACUCAAGGUAUGCGAUACCCCAGAUUUCACUCUAGGUACCGUAGAACUCACCUAUUAGGUUAAUAUAUACAACAAAGUAGUAUGCUGGUGUAUAAUUGAAACUAAAAUCAACAUGAGGUACUUGGUUCAAACCUUUUGAAUGGUGUUUGUUUUUGGAUACAAUGUGUGUAACACUGAAUUUCGGUGUUUGGUCUAACCAGCCAGAAUUUUCAGAUUUUGUAACACCUCGACAUUUAGGUCUGGGUUCAACCGAAAGGUUGAAUCAAUGAUUACGUACAAAGGGUGACAACCGAGAAUUAGUAUUAAUAAUAAUAUUAAUUAUUAUAUUAUAUAUUGUUAAAAAAAAGGAAAAGAUAUUUCUCAUAUGGUUACUCCAUUCCUCUAGAAUUCCCUCUCCCUACGUUUUACUUCCAAACCCAAAUUAAACCUACCUUUAAUUCCUUUAUAAUCCCACACCUGUUAAACUCCAUCUUUUCACACCAAACGUUUCCUUGAAACUCUCUCUAUUUUAUUAGAAGAAGCAGUAACGAGAUAAAUAGGAUGAAGGAAGAAGAAAAUCCUCCCAUUUACCCGUUACUCAUUCCCCCUACUAAUUCCUUCAUGAGUAACGUCACGGCUAACAUUUCCAUUAUCAUUUUAAUUAACCCUACGUUACUCUCAAAGCAGUGCAUUAAGCAACAACAGCCACUGAGAAACCCCCACUCCCAUCUCAUACCUCCCCUCUCGUCGUAGCGGAACCGAAAAUAAAGUGAAGUGACGUGAUGGAAAUCACUUGUGAAGAUCAAGUUGCGGCUUUUGGUGCUUUAAUUUGUCAGGCCCCCAGCAAUGGAUGGGCAUAAAAGAAAGUCUGGGAGCGAAGAAUUGUCGGCGUUCAGAUCCUGGCAAGGAUGGAUCGAUUGUCGGAGUAAGAGCUCAACUGGAAUUGGACUUCGUUCAUGGAUUUAAGCCAAAGUGAGUAGAUAACAAGGGCUCAAGAUCUGGUGAAUAGGGGUGGGGGGGCUUAGUCAUCAGACUAAGCCUCUCUCAACCGUUGAUUACUUUUUAGAUCCGACGGUGGAAUAGCCUAGCAGUAGGGACGGGGGCGUUUUGGUCAUUUAUGUUUUAUUUAAAAAAAAUUCGUUUUUUUAUGUCAGAAUAAAAGCUGUUCGUGGGAGAGGAGAGAGAAUCACAAACCAUUUUUCACGGGAGAGAGACUUCUUCUUCUCUGUUUCCCCCAUUUUCUCAGAUUCGCCAUUUUCGUCUACAAAUUCGUCAGUUACGUCGGCGUUCUUCCUCGUCCGGCCCGGCGGUUUCCAUCGAGAGUCUUCCUCGUUCGGCGCGGCGCGUUGCUCUCUGUUUCAGCGGCUUCUUCGGCGGUUGUUUCAGCGGCUUUCAUCCGGCGGUUUCCUUUUUCGGGUUGUCUUCCUUUGCGUCGGCGGUCUUCCUCGUCCGGCGGUUUCCAUCGAGAGUCACUCACUCUCUGUUUCAGCGGCUCCGACGGCGGUUUCCAUCGACAUAUUUCAUUUUCCCCCUUUGCGUCGGCGGUGUGUCGGGCUCAACUCGGCAGGCUUUCUUCUCGCUUCUCCGUCUGCGCCGACGCCGGCGAUUAUUUGUGAAUACGAAGACCGCUUUUUGGGUAAGUCAAAACCGCAUUUCUUAUUUCGGCAAUUCUUUAAAACCCUAACCGAUUUUGAUGCUAGGUCAGAAUCACAUUUUUAAUUGUGGGUUGAUUUCUGGGUUUGUAUUGUUGGAAUGGGUUGGUUGUAUACUUUCUGGGUUUCCUUGUAUUGAUUGUUUAGUAAUGUUUGUGUGUUUUCAUACCUCUGUUUGUACUCUUCAUGGUUCAUACAGUUUGUGCACUUUGUUUCUCAUGUUCAUACAGUUUGUACAGUUUGUGCACUUUGUUUCUCAUGUUCAUACAGUUUGUACACUUUGUUUCUUAUGUUCAUAUAGUUUGUACAGUUUGUGCACUUUGUUUCUCAUGUUCAUACAGUUUGUACCCUUUGUUUCUCAUGUUCAUUGAUGACUCGGUAUUUGCACAUGUUUUCCCCUUUGUUUCUUGAUUGUUUGAGCUUGAAUUAUUGCGUCUUUGGCCUAUUUUAUGCUAGGUUGUGUUCCUUUGUCCCAUUUCAGGUCCUAGCACAUAAAGUGAAGCAUAGGCGCAAGUUUCAAGUCAAUCAGAGAUCAAUUGACGAUUCGAGAGAAGAAACUCGGGCAUGACCUGAAGAAGAAUGGAUUUCUACCUCACUUUAUGGACAAAGAAUCAUGCAAGCUUGUUAUGAAACGAAAGAGGACGAGACUACGAGCGUCUGGGAUCAAACGGCGAUUGAUUCGGAGUCCGGACGAGGGAGAAACGAAGCAUUAAACAGAGGCUGAGCAAGCUGCACGGGCAGACCAGCGUGGCCACGCACGGCCGUGCAAGUGACCAGUUUGGCCGUGCGGGAUUGUGCGUGGGCACGCACGGGCACAAGUGAAAUCCGCACGGCCGUGCAACAUACAAUUCUGGCCGUGCGAGUUGGCUGAGGUUCAACUAAUUGAUACGCCGCGUUUUGAGGUGCACGGCCAGAAUGGUGAUAUGCACGGCCGUGCACCCUGGCCGUGCGAGUCGGGAUUUCCUGGUUUUAAGCCAAAUUCCGAACCAAAGAAGAGGGAGAGCUGGGUUUUGGAUCCCAAACACCCAAGGGACGAACCCUAGAGAGAGAGGGCGAUUUGAGGGCAUUCUUGGAGUAGAGAAGGAGGAUUUCUUCGCCUUGGAAGCUCGAGGAACAAGCCCGGACUUGAAGACUGAUCAUCUGAAGAUUCUUACUGCAGUCUCUCUCUUCUCUAUGGAGUAACUUCCCUUCACUUAGGUUUUGAGGAACCCUAGCUAUGUUUGUUUGAUUGGAUGAUUGUAUGAGUACUCUAACUGGAUAAUCUUGAGUUCAUAUUCAAUCUAUGCAUGUUUUCAUGAUUCAAUUCUACUUUAGUCGAGAUUAUUGAUUCUGUUUUGAUUCUAUGAGAGGGAAUACCUGAUUAGGUCAAUAGAGCACCAUAGAUUGAUAGUAGUGGAUCGAUUGCUUUAGUCGAGGGUUGAUUCACUGCUUUGUAUCGAUUGAGAACCUCUUUCGAUAGAGGGAGUCUAGUUCAGAACGCCUUGAUCAGUUGUUCUAGAGAAGGAUACGUCCCUCUAGGCAAUUGACUCAAGAGGGCCUUGUUCCUUUAGUCGAGACUCAAGGUCUAGUCAAGGAUUCUCCGCAUUGUGAAUGAAAGUGAAACAGGUUAGAGAUCAUCAAUCGUUAAUCUGGCUAGUGGCUAGGGGGAAUCAUACCUAAGUGAGUUCCCAACCUGUAAUUAGAUUAACUUUAACUGUAGUUUGCUAGAGUAGUUUUAGUUCUUUCAUCUUAAUCUGAUUUGCUAAAUAAUAAACUGAAGCUGAGUAAUAGUAACUCUAGAGACCCGUGGAUUCGAUAUUUAUCACUUGAGCCACUAUACUGCAGUCCCUUUCAUUGGUUACACUUGGCCUUUGUUAGGUGUUGUGUUUUAGCGAGUCAAGUUUUUGGCGCCGUUGCCGGGGACUUUCUAGAGUAUUAGGAAAGGCAGAAGUUUGUUACUUUAGCGUUUUUCUUUUCUUUUCCACCCUUGCUUUUCACUUGGGUGUUUUUGUUUUUGUUGGUGCAGAUCUGAAUCAUGGAUCCUAAUGGCUUCUCCAAUCAUUGGGGGUAUCCACCACCAUCUGGGUGGUAUUACCCCGAGACUCCCUGGAGCAAUCAAGGCGGAGAAGACUAUGGAUUCGGGUUCCAGUACCAACCCCCUUACUACGGAGAACAACCGGACCCCUGGGCAUAUCAAGAACAACCUCAUUAUCAAGAAGAAUUUCUCCCACAACCAGAAGGGCCAUCGGCGCUGGAGUUACUCAUGGAGCAGUAUGCUCGAGACUGUGAGAGAACAUGCUCCAGGAUGGAUCAGUGUGUCCAGGCCUAUCGUGAAACAGAUGAGAUCCUCCUGAGCCUUAAGAAGAGCGUCGAUGAUCUUGAGCGAUCUUGGGCGCAACCUGCUCCAGAUCACCCUUCUGCUACCAUACAAGAAGAGGAGGAGGAAGAAGAAGGCUACAAGGGCAUUGUGGAACACACUGAAGUCGUCACGGAGAGCUCCCGUGAUGAUCAUGAUCAGGCCUGUCAUGUCGUAGCCGACCACACCUUCCCACACCCCAAACUGAGCUUUGAAGAGGCGGGCAUGAGUGAGGAGAUGCAAGAAGAUCUCAUGAAAGAAAUUGCUUGGCAACUUGCUCUCCAAUCCGUGCUAGAAGAAGAAGAGCAAGAAAGGGUGCAGAAAGAAGUUGUGGAGGAUGACGAAAGUGAAGCUAGAGGAGUUCUUGAUCAUUUCCCAGGGGUGAUACCACAUGAAGAAGGAAGGGAGGUUGAAGAAGCAAUUGGCGUCCAGGCUGAGGACGAAGUUGAGGUGGAAGAGGCUUGCACCGGCCAUGAGUUACAUGUGAUAUCUCCACCAAACUUCGAGGAACUGCUUAGCAAGGACCCAUUUGCAGUGUCUCUUUGCCAGACCAAGGCCACCUCGACAUCGGUCCCUCUUGGUGGACGCGAUGGUGGCCAAUCGAUACUGUCAUAUCUGGUUUGGGGCAAUGAGACGAGAGAAGAGAAGAAGAGGUCUCGAGGGUGGAGACUUCAUCUGCAUCAAGUACAUGAGCCCUCAUCACCUGCCUCACCACAUGCUCAUGACUUGAGACUCCACCUCAUCGACGAGAACCUCAACUUCAAGGAGGUUCUAGCAUGGACCGAAACUUAGGAGCCAUCGUCCGGCUCACGACGUGAAAGAAGCGCUUGUUGGGAGGCAACCCAACCAGUCGGUUUGCAUUUCUUUCUCUAUUUCUCCUCGGUUGAGUCAGUUUUGUUAUUUGAUUUUAGAGUCAAUAACUCAACCUUUGUGAGAUUUUGUGUGGUGUUUGUGUUCUGAUUACUCUCUCUUCCUGGAAUGCACCGCCUGACCCGUUCAUCAUCAUUCACCCUUGAUCUGGUAACUUCGUUCUACCCUCCUUAUCUUUCCUCCAUUGAGGACAAUGUCGUGGUUAAGUGUGGGGGGAUGUUCGAUUAUGUAUGCGGGUGAAUGUUUGGCUGUUUGUGUGCUUAGAGCCUAGUCCACUGUCCAAAUUUUUAAAUUUGAGGGCUCCAAGUACGUGUUUCCGUGCAAUUGCCUGCUCAGUAUGCUUUGAAUUGACAGUCUUUAUAGUAAUAUGCAACCUAGGGAGGUAGUGUAGCACUAUGGAGGAUGUUGAUGCAUUUAAGAAGUCUCGUUUCUUCUUCAUAUUGUGUUGGUUGAUUGAGUGAAUUAGUGAUCUUAGGACCCUUGAAUUGUGUGGUGUUGUGGAUUUCUACCUGUCAUGGACUCUUGUAUCAUGUUUUGAAAAUAGCAGGUGCUCGAAAAUGUGCUUCAAAAUAACGUCUCCCGUGCGAA
Molecule: messenger RNA, 5590 nt
Organism: Linum trigynum
Lineage: Eukaryota; Viridiplantae; Streptophyta; Magnoliopsida; Malpighiales; Linaceae
Source: the annotation of a GenBank genome assembly